This is a messenger RNA of Morchella sextelata, 354 nucleotides long. RefSeq lists its product as uncharacterized. Bases 1 to 354 code for a protein of 117 amino acids. The record is from RefSeq and is a predicted model, not a curated record. The transcript has 5 exons. Lineage: Eukaryota; Fungi; Ascomycota; Pezizomycetes; Pezizales; Morchellaceae.
AUGAGAACUCGGGAUGCAUUCUUAUAUAUGACCGCAAAAAACCUCCUCAACUCACCAGUCAUCAGCAAAGGAGGCCACUACCCAAAUCUCUUAUUUGAUGACUAUGCAGGUGUAGGUACUGAGACGGUAUUUAAGGGUCCACCAUUCGAUUCUUGGCGUUGGUGGCUUUCUUCCAAAAUCCCAAUAAGCCUCACUUGUUACCUCGAGACCUCCUGUCUUGAUGGAGAAUCUACCUCGUUUUUAGCACCAAUGGAACUUUACAUCCAGGUUCUCGAGUGCUUCAAGGACUCAGGCUGCACUAUAACGCGGAAUACCUCUGUAGUGGAUGUACAUAGUACUUCGAGGGUGAAGUAA